This is a messenger RNA of Corylus avellana, 3033 nucleotides long. NCBI's taxonomy places the organism in Eukaryota, Viridiplantae, Streptophyta, Magnoliopsida, Fagales, Betulaceae. The record is from RefSeq and is a predicted model, not a curated record.
GCUGUGACCCCAUCCACUGAUGAGCCUCUAACCUCUAGUGAUCUAAAACUUUUAUGGACAAAAAAUAAUGUUUUUAUUACACCGCAACUUUUUAUUCCCAAUACCACAAGACAUUUCAAAAAAACAAAGCUGGAGGUCUAUUUAUGUUAGAUGGGAAGAGACUUUCAGGGUUGGGCCGGACAAAGACUUUGUUGCCAAAAGACUUUCUCAGCCAGGGGGCUCCGCCGCCAGUGUGUGUCAAGGACUCCAGAAUUUGUGUAUUUAAAAAUUCUAACUUCACAGUUCACACCCUAAUACUCUGUAUCUUGCUCUACCUCGCACAAUACUUCACAAAUACUCUGCUUCCCCCUUCUCCAGCCAUUCCCAUGAAGCUUCAUAGCUGCAACUUCCGUGUAUUAUGCACUGCAUACCUUGGUAUCAUUCUUCUCUUUUCUAUAAGCCUACUUUGUUUCCAACCUACCACUCUUGCAGCUGCGGCUCCAACAAACGAGACUGAUCGUUUUUCUUUGUUCAAAUUCAAAGAAAUGAUAACCAAUGACCCAUUUAACUUCUUCGCCACUUGGAAUGGCUCUACCCACUUCUGCAACUGGCAGGGAGUUACAUGUGGCCGCAAGCAUCAAAGAGUUACAGCCUUGGACCUACAUGGUAAUUCCUUAAGUGGAUCCAUAUCACCUUACAUUGGCAACCUCAGCUUUCUUAUGGUGUUCAACCUCUCAGACAACUUCUUACACGGCGAAAUUCCACAACAAGUCGUUCUUCUCUUCCGUCUGCAACGUCUCGAUCUUACCAAUAAUUCAUUGAUAGGGGAAAUCCCAAGCAACUUCACCAACUGUCCUCAACUCAGAUUCAUGCAACUUUCAAAUAAUAAACUUACUGGGAAUGUUCCGAUUGAGCUGGGCUCUUUGUUGAAGCUUGUAAGAUUUCAGAUUCCUCAAAAUAAUUUGACAGGAGGCAUCCCACCUUCUUUGGGGAAUAUUUCUACACUCGAAGUACUCCAGCUUGCAUUUAAUAAUUUCGUGGGAAAUAUUCCGGAUGAAAUAGGUCGUUUGCAAAGGUUAGUUUACUUAGCAGUUGUGGACAACAAUUUGUUUGGUACAUUCCCUUCUUCCCUUUACAAUAUAUCAACUCUGAGGUUCAUGCAAGUCGGACUUAACCAACUUAAUGGCACUCUUCCAGCCAAUAUAGGCCUCACUCUCCCUAAUCUCCAAAUUUUGAACAUCUAUAAGAACGAAUUCUCUGGUCCAAUCCCAGUUUCACUAUCCAAUGUUUCUCGGCUUGAAAUAGUUGAUCUCUCCUAUAACAAUUUCAUGGGACAAGUUCCAACUGAUCUAGGAAACCUGCUAAAUGUCCGGUGGAUAGCUGUUGCUAGAAAUUCUCUUGGGGAGCUCUAUCAAACGACUGACGGAUUUUCUCCAAGCAGUUUAAUUGGAUCCGGUAGUUUUGGCUCCGUAUAUAAAGGAAUUCUUGAUCAGGAAAAAAUGAUGGUUGCUGUGAAAGUAUUAAACCUUCAACAGAAAGGAGCUUCCAAGAGUUUUAUGGCUGAAUGCAAUGCCUUAAGAAAUAUACGGCAUCGGAAUCUCGUUAAGAUUGUAACUUGUUGCUCCAGUGUGGACUAUAACGGCAAUGAAUUCAAAGCUCUCGUUUAUGAAUUUAUGGCAAAUGGAAACUUAGACAAGUGGCUGCACCUAAAUAGAGAGAAUGAAAGUCCACCAAGAUAUUUGAACCUCCUCCAAAGAUUAAAUAUUGCGAUCGAUGUAGCCUAUGCUCUACAUUAUCUUCAUGAUCAUUGUGAAACACCAAUCAUUCAUUGUGAUUUAAAGCCAAGCAAUAUUCUUCUUGACGAUGACAUGAUUGCUAAAGUAAGUGAUUUUGGUUUGGCAAGGAUUCUCAGUACAACAAAUGAUGUUUCUCAAAAUCAAACUAGCACAGUUGGAAUAAAGGGCACUAUUGGCUAUGCUGCUCCAGAGUACGGAAUGGGUGGUGAGGCAUCAACACAAGGAGAUGUUUAUAGCUAUGGAAUAUUUGUGCUGGAGAUGUUCACUGGAAAGAGGCCAACUGACCCUAUGUUUAAAGAUGGUUUCAACCUUCAUAACUUUGUUACAACGGCAUUGCCAGAGAAACUUGUGCAAAUUGUGGAUCCAAAUCUUUUCAAAAGAGAAGUUAAUGAAUUAACAGUGGCAACAGAAGAAGAUGACUACAUCGACAAUAAUCACAAUGAUAUUGAGGCAGUAGAAGAAAGAAUCUUUAUUGAGAAUCUCAGCCAGAUGAACUCUAAUGUGCAAAAGUGCCUACUUUCAGUUUUCAAGAUCAGUCUUACUUGCUCAUUAGAAUCACCAAAAGAAAGAAUGAAUAUGGGGGAUGUCACUAAGGAACUACAUCGAAUAAAAAAUGCCUUUCUGAAGGCUGGGAUCCAUGGAUAAGGACCAAAUAAGGUAAUGUACUACAAACUUUGAUUUAAAAGUUUAGCUAUUAUAAACAAUUCAUGGAGUGACUAAAGUCUGUCCUAAGUAUUAUAUUUGAGCCUUAAAUUUCAAACCUAAAGUUUCCAAAUAAUUCAUUCAAAACCACAAGCACAAGACCUUCAUAGGUAGAUGACCUGCCAACACAAGUAGAGUUUCCAGUGAUCUUAUAAGGAUCAAAACAUUUGCCCAAGGAUUUCCCCCUUAUUUAAAUUCACAAGUAACCUUAGUUAAUUCAAUCUUUUUUUUCUAAUAUUGUUUUCAAAGCGAAAGUUGUUUUGUUUCUUGUAUCCUGAAAUUUUCUAAACGUUUCAACAUGGCAAAUAUACUCAACUUCUGCUUUUGUAGGAAAACAGAGCUUUGUGAAGAAAUGAUCAGAUUGCAGAAAAGUCUCCUUCAUAAUGCCCAACAUUAGCUUGGCUGUUUGUGCGAGUAUGUAUUUUGUUGGAAUAAAUCAAACCAAAUUUUGAUCUACAUGUUUAAGACUUCUUUUCUUACAAACAUGUAUUUAAGAAUAUGCAGGUAACGCACCAAAAUAUAUGAAAAUAAUGUCAGGAGCUAUUAUUUUAAACUA